AUGCCUACGGUAUAUCGUUCACCCUACCCAGAUCUCGACAUCAAGUCGAUCGAUCUAGUCUCCUACCUCUUCUCUAAUCCUUUCAACACUCCCCUCGACCGACCUCUGUACGUCGAUGCUGUCUCCGGCAAGCAAUAUACAUACGGCGAUGUGAUCCAGCGUACGCGCUCGCUUUCAAACGGUCUCCGCCAAAGCAUCGGCGUGAAGCCUAACGAUGUCGUUGCCUUCUUCAGUCCCAACUCUAUCGAAUACCCAAUCGUCUGCCACGCCCUGAUCGGUUCGCGAGCUAUCGCUUCCCCAACAAGUGCGGCCUUGACGGCCCUCGAGCUGAACGCCCAGCUGAAGACCAGUGGCGCGCGCUUCGUCAUCGUCCACUCGUCUCUGCUGCAGACCGCCGAAAAGGCAGCCAAGGGAACCUCCGUCGAGAGAAUAAUUCUCCUGGACGGUGAGCAGCCGUUCAACGGAAAGCCCACCUGCGAGAGCAUGGCCAGCACCUUCGCCCCAACCGAGUUCCUGACCGUUGAUCCCACCGAGGCCGAGCGCCAAGCAACCUUCAUCUGCUUCUCGUCUGGAACCUCCGGCGCAGCAAAGGGCGUCAUCACAACACACAAGAAUAUGACCUCCAACCUACAGCAAUGGCGCUCGCAGAUGCUCGAAUCCGGCGACCCCUCGCAGCGACCUACCAGAAGCUCCGCCAUCGGAUUCCUGCCUUUCAGCCACAUCUACGGCCUCAACCUCUUUGUCUGCCAGUGUCUCAUCUGGGGCACGACCGUCGUCGUCAUGCCCAAGUUCGACCUCGACGCCUACCUCGGCUAUAUCCAGCAAUACCGCCCAGACGAGCUGUCCAUCGUGCCUCCCAUUGCGCUGAUGCUAGUCAAGGACCCGCGCGUCUCCAAGUACGAUCUUAGCAGCGUGCGCAGAAUCAUGUCUGCUGCUGCGCCGCUCACGAUUGAGCUGUCUUCUGCGCUCGAGGCGAAGUUCAAGGAACUCUGGAAGACGGAAGUCUUCUGUACGCAGUGCUGGGGUCUGACGGAGACCUCGCCGCUGGCAACUGCCAUCCCGAAUGACCGUCUCGAGAAGCGGAUUACGGGCGUUGGCUGCAUCGUGCCGAACAUGGAGUUCCGCUUUGUGGAUCCCGACUCGAUGAAGGACGCCGAGGUCACAGCUGAUGGGUCGACCCAGCCUGCUGAAAUUUGGUGCCGGGGCCCCAAUGUCGUGAUGGGUUAUUACAACAACGAGGAGGCUACCAAGGGCGCGUUCCACGUCGAUGAAGAUGGGAAGAGAUGGUUCCGCACUGGCGAUAUUGGAACUAUCGAUGCUGAGGGCUACAUCUCCAUCCACGACCGCAUCAAGGAGAUGAUCAAGUACAAGGGACUGCAGGUGAUCCCGAGUGAACUGGAGGGCAAGCUGAUCGACCACCCGGACGUGGAAGACGCGGCUGUUGUUGGUAAAUGGGUUGAUGAACGGGCCACUGAGCUACCGGUCGGCUUUUUAGUUCUCAGCCGCCAGGCCAAGGAGAGGGAUGAGAAGACCGUCAUUGCGGGAAUUAACUCAUGGCUCAAUGAGCGAGUUGCCAACCACAAGCGUCUUCGCGGAGGUAUUCAUCUCCUGGCGCAGAUUCCCAAGUCGCCCAGUGGAAAGAUUCUGCGCAGGGAGGUCAAGGAGCUCCUGAAGAGCAAGGCUCCCAAGGCUCGUCUGUGA
This is a messenger RNA of Penicillium soppii, 1701 nucleotides long. RefSeq names its product acyl--CoA ligase. The transcript has a single exon. Gene Ontology annotation, molecular function: CoA-ligase activity. Lineage: Eukaryota; Fungi; Ascomycota; Eurotiomycetes; Eurotiales; Aspergillaceae. Gene Ontology annotation, biological process: secondary metabolic process. Bases 1 to 1701 code for a protein of 566 amino acids. The record is from RefSeq and is a predicted model, not a curated record.